Messenger RNA from Cygnus atratus (black swan), 1780 nucleotides. RefSeq names its product MAPK interacting serine/threonine kinase 2 (gene MKNK2). Gene Ontology annotation, cellular component: nucleus; cytoplasm. The transcript has 13 exons. Gene Ontology annotation, molecular function: calmodulin binding; ATP binding; calcium/calmodulin-dependent protein kinase activity. Gene Ontology annotation, biological process: peptidyl-serine phosphorylation; intracellular signal transduction; protein autophosphorylation. The record is from RefSeq and is a predicted model, not a curated record. The coding region runs from base 98 to 1504 and encodes 468 amino acids. NCBI's taxonomy places the organism in Eukaryota, Metazoa, Chordata, Aves, Anseriformes, Anatidae.
CCGUCCUCCCCCUUCCCGCCCCCCCCCCCCCCGUUUUUAUUCGACCCCUCGUUUUGUACCAGCAACGCCGCCCCCCGCCGCCCCCCCCCGCAGCAAGAUGGUGCAGAAGAAGUCGGAAAUCCAGGGGUUCCACCGCUCCUUCAAGGGACAAAACCCCUUCGACCUGGAGUUCGACCAGUCCAACCACCUGGAGCCCGUCUUCAACUUCGAGUGUCCGUCCCGUCCUGACAUGCCUUCAAGUCAACCCAUCGACAUCCCCGAUGCCAAGAAAAGGAACAAGAAGAAGAAGCGCUGCAGAGCCACCGACAGCUUCUCCGGCAGAUUCGAAGAUGUUUACCAGCUGCAGGAGGAGGUGCUCGGGGAAGGGGCCCAUGCCAGAGUCCAGUCCUGUGUCAACCUCAUCACCAACAAGGAGUACGCAGUGAAGAUCAUCGAGAAGCGCCUGGGCCACAUCCGCAGCAGGGUCUUCCGGGAGGUGGAGAUGCUCUACCAGUGCCAGGGACACAGGAACGUCCUGGAGCUGAUCGAGUUCUUUGAGGAGGAGGAGAGAUUUUACCUGGUGUUUGAGAAAAUGAGAGGAGGCUCCAUCCUGACCCACAUCCAUCGGAGGCGCCACUUCAAUGAGCUGGAGGCCAGCGUGGUGGUGCGGGAUAUCGCCAGCGCCCUUCACUUUCUGCACAACAAAGGAAUAGCACACAGGGAUUUAAAACCCGAAAACAUUCUGUGUGAGAGCCCAGACCAGGUGUCCCCGGUGAAGAUCUGUGACUUCGACUUGGGGAGCGGCAUCAAGCUGAACGGCGACUGCUCCCCCAUCUCCACCCCUGAGCUGCUCACCCCGUGCGGCUCAGCCGAGUACAUGGCCCCGGAGGUGGUGGAAGCCUUCAACGAGGAGGCGUCCAUCUACGACAAGCGCUGCGACCUGUGGAGCCUGGGCGUCAUCCUGUACAUCAUGCUCAGCGGGUACCCCCCCUUCGUGGGCCACUGCGGCUCUGACUGCGGCUGGGACCGCGGCGAGGCCUGCCACACCUGCCAGAACAUGCUGUUUGAGAGCAUCCAGGAAGGCAAGUACGAGUUUCCUGACAAGGACUGGGCGCACAUCUCCUUUGGAGCCAAAGACCUCAUUUCCAAGCUGCUGGUGAGGGAUGCGAAGAAGCGGCUCAGCGCGGCCCAGGUCCUGGAGCACCCUUGGGUGCAGGGGUGCGCCCCGGAUAACACCCUGCCGACCCCCAUCAUCCUGCAGAGGAACAGCAGUGCCAAAGAGCUCACCUCCUUUGCUGCCGAGGCCAUCGCUGUCAACCGCCAGCUGACCCAGCGUGACGAGGACGAGGAGGAGGAGGAGGAGGCGCGACCCAUCAUCAUCAAAGCUACCUCAUGGGCCAUGCAGCUCUCGCCCCCCUCUGAGUCCAAGCUGGCCAAGCGGCGGCAGAAGAGCAGCCUGGCCAAGGCAGUGGCUGCGGGGCAGCACCUGGUGGCCCCACUGGUCCUUGUGGCUGACCAGGCUUGAGCCCCGUGCCAUUCCCCCUUGUCCAUGCCCUUCCCAGCCUCUCCUCUUCUUCUCUCCCCACCCCUCCCAGCCCUCCUCCCCAAAAACCAACACUGUUUCUAGCUGGUGACAAGAUCAGGACUCGUCCUGUUGGCUGGUUUCCAAGGUUUUGCUGAUCUUGUAGGGCUGGGGCUGGGAGGGUUUGUUUAAGAUCUUCUUUCUUUUUUUUUUUUUAAAGGUAUUAAAUCAAGUGUGAGGUUGCUUCACCCAGGGCACACUCAAGGACAUCUGACAGAC